AUGGACAACUCGGUAACUAAAUAUUACAAAUACUGCGAUGAUAAUAUUAUCGACUGGACACAGGAAGCCGAAGCAGUGAUAAAGGACAUUACACAGCACGUUGAAGAUAUCUCGCUUUCCAACAAACUACCACCAGCACGCACCGAAUCGUACAUUAACAUUACGACGUUGGAUGGCAAUCAGAUGUGUGUGAAGCUGAAUGCCGAAGGGUUACAAAUUGUGGGUAAUGUCCAUGAUGAUAAAACUCAGGAAAGCUCUUCAAAUACCCGCUACGAAACACCCUACGCUCUACUUUCGGAUGUUUGUCCCGCAUAUGUUCAUUCCUUCGGGAAUUCGCUAGUAAAUGCUCUAAGUAAACUUGAGCAACAGCUUGACCAAGAACACAACAUGUCGGAUGUUGAAUAA
Anopheles marshallii is the source of this 405-nucleotide messenger RNA. RefSeq names its product GSK3-beta interaction protein. Gene Ontology annotation, biological process: regulation of canonical Wnt signaling pathway. Gene Ontology annotation, molecular function: kinase regulator activity; protein kinase A binding. The transcript has a single exon. NCBI's taxonomy places the organism in Eukaryota, Metazoa, Arthropoda, Insecta, Diptera, Culicidae. Gene Ontology annotation, cellular component: cytoplasm. The record is from RefSeq and is a predicted model, not a curated record. Bases 1 to 405 code for a protein of 134 amino acids.